AUGAAGUUCUUCAGAAGGAAGGACAAGCGGAAGAACGACGGCGGCAGUGGUCCGGGCCGGAUGCCAGGUUUUGGCAGCAGCACGAAUAGCAAGCACGCGACUCCGGUGUACGGCGGGUACGGCCUCGGCGAUUCCCGCCCCGACAGCUAUCGGCCCUUCGGGUCCCCUCCCUCCGGAUCCCAGGACCCGAGGACGUACGCGCAGUCCGGCCACUUCCAACCCAGCCCAAGUCACGCUUCUGCCGCAGCGCUCGCCCAGCUCCCGACAGCCAUUCUUGAGCGCAUUUUCGCCUUCGUUUGCCCCCACAGUCGCGACGAGAGCUAUGAGACCUGUGAACAGAGCUCGGUCGAGGAUGGCUGUAUGCUGUGCGACCUGCGUGACCUCGCACACUGUGUGGCGGUCUGCAGGAAGUGGAAGGGGGAGGCUGUCAAGCUGCUAUACCACAGCAUCCGCAUUGACAGCGUUCACUACUGCGUUCUCGAAGCUAUUCUGGCCGAGCGCCGGAAGCGGCGGUCUUUCUUCGACCGCAAUGGCCAGCCCGAGGACCCGGCGCAGGCCCGGCUGAAACUGCUCUGCCGCACGCUCCGCGAAGACCCCGUGCGCCGCGGCCGGCUUGUCCAGUUCCUCAAGAUGCCGUACAUGCUGCGCGAAUCUUGCCAGGCAGACUUGGCGCGGACGAUAGCCGUGACGCCAAACCUGCGUUACGUGGACCUUCCUGAGGGUCUCUUCACCGAUGACCCCUCGUUCGUGACGCUGCGGCUGGAGGUGCAGGCGCGCUGCCUCGAGCUGCGCAAGAUGACGUACAUGGGGGGCUCUGAGAACAGUCUGCAAGCUCUGGCGACGGGCAGAGUGUGGACCCAGCUGGAGGUGCUCGAACUGAUCCGGAUAGAAAUGGAGCCCACCAUGCUGCGACAAGUGCUGGCCUAUCUCGGCAACCUGCGGGCGCUCAAAGUCAGCCGGACGGCAUCCUUUAGCGACGAGACGCUGGCAUGGAAUGAGAUGAUGCCGCCGUUCCCGCCCCUGGAGGAGUUUAUCCUCACCGAUGUCCCCAACGUCACAUCCGAGGGGCUCAAGGCAUGGUUAAUACUUCCGGAGGCGCGGCAGUCACUGAGGGUGCUUACAUUGAGCGGGACUGGCGUGCGGCCUUGGACUCUGCAGGAACUCCUGGCCUAUGUCCCGGGGCUCAAGCAUCUGUCCAUCAUUGACAGCGUGUCGGCGACCAUGCCCGCCGCCGCCGGCUCACACAACAUCCCACCACUCUCCUCCGCCAGCCUCGAAUCCCUACAUUUUGAGAUCACCGCAGCGCCAUCCACGCCGAAAUACUCGAGCGUCACGGCGAGCUAUUACAACUACCUCGCUGGCUCUCUGCUCUCAGGCGGCCUGCCCAACCUCCGUGCCGUCUAUGUCCGAGACCCCAACUUCCCCGACCUCCUCCUCGGCCUGCCCCCGCCCGCCCCCGCCUUCGCCGAAGGCCGUCAUGCCCGCCCAGCAAGCAGUGGCUCGACCUCGCCUUUCUCCCCGCACAAACUCUCCCCGGGAUAUCCAGGCGGGGGUGGUCCGUUGUCACCCCCCUCAGCCCCCUUUGCCGGCGGUCUAGGCCACCGCCCGCAGGGCUCCCUUUCCUCCCUGAACGGCGUCUUCAGCCCCGGCUCCGGGCUCGGUGUCAACUCUAACACGACCCCGUACUCAAACCCGCGCUUCAGCAGCAACAACCCCUUCGCCUCGCUCGCUUCCCCCACCGCCGCCUCACAACCGCAAGGUAACUUCCUGAACCUCCCCGCCAAGCUGGAGGUCUUCACCAAGGGCGAUGACGACACCCUCGGCUGGUCAUCCCUGCAGCUCGGGGGACGGCACGGGUCCGGAGGUGGCGGCGGCGAGCGCCCGCUCAGCAGCUACGGGCUUGGCGCCGACGUCCUGGGCGGGAGUGCGGCCGGGUGGAGUAGCGGGGCCGGCGCGAGACGUAGCGUGCUUGUCGGCGGUGCGGGGGCCGGGGGUGGAUUCCUGGCGGUGCCUAGUGAGGGCUCAACUCCGAGGGGGGCAUUCAGGGGGAGGAAUAACUCGUCUGUCUCGGUCGGCGGGUUUAGUAGUGGAGGAGAGGAUGAGUGGCCGCGGCCGAAGAGCUCGGCGGGCGAGAAGAAGAGGGAGCGGUUGGACCUGUGGCGGUGA
Messenger RNA from Chaetomium strumarium, 2166 nucleotides. RefSeq lists its product as uncharacterized. The transcript has 2 exons. NCBI's taxonomy places the organism in Eukaryota, Fungi, Ascomycota, Sordariomycetes, Sordariales, Chaetomiaceae. The coding region runs from base 1 to 2166 and encodes 721 amino acids. The record is from RefSeq and is a predicted model, not a curated record.